CUUUUAAUAUUUGAGCGGGAGAUACUAGAGGCGUCAGCUGGCUUAAGAUCACUUGUAAUAUUCGACAUUUUCUAUCUGACUAAACUCGCAUUGAUUUUUAUCGAAAAAAUGGGUGAAAAUGUGCAAGGAACGUUCGUGUCCGAGAAAGUUUCCAAAAUAAGGUGGCAAUUCGGAAAUUUUACAGAAGCAAAGAAUUUUUUAACCGGCAGUUGGGAUAACUCGAUAAAUAAAAUAACAUAUUGGACAUUCAGAACAAACUAUGACGAAGAAACAUAUCCUGUAGUCCUGUCAUCAUAUUCAUUCCUUGGGGAUGUAACUGAACUAAAGAAUUUUCAGUUUAUUAGCAAAGAUUUCUUUGUUGCUGCUUCAUCUUUAGGAUCAAUAAGAUUAUUGCAAAUUGAUGAAGAUUCCUGUACUGAAUUUAAAGAACAUAUGUCAUGGGAGUUUAUACAUAGUUUUAAAACAAUGGAUUAUGCCUCAUGUACCGCAUUGUCCACGUUUGAACAAGACAUAGCUUCAGUAGGAGAAGAUGGAAAGCUUAAUCUUCUUACAGCUGCAGAAAAGAAACCAGUUAGAGUUAUUGAAAAUGCUGAUAGUUGCUCCAUAUAUUGUGUUGAUUUCUUGAAACAUAAUGAAGUACUUACGGGAAAUUCAAGAGGGCAUAUGAAAGUUUGGGAUCUGAGAAAUAAUUGUGAUGUACCCGCAUCCACUUUUAUGCUUUCAGAUCAAGUUAAAACAGCAGCUACGAGUAUUACGCAUCAUCCUACGCAAAAGCAUAUUGUGGUCGCUGGUGGAGACGAUGGUAGUUUAACCGUAUGGGAUUUAAGACAGAAUACUUAUCCAAUGUCACAACUUAACGCGCAUACUAAAGCUGUCAGCGAGAUAUUGUUCCACCAAGACAGACCUGAUAAUCUUUUUACUUGUUCCGUCAGCGGAGAGUUGUGGCAUUGGAACAAUGCGCAAAGUUCGAAGCUGAAACUUGAUUCUGCGGACAUGCAUUGGUUGAAUACAAUUAGCGCAAAUGGAAAAGUUAAUGUGAAUUCACUGUGCGCUGCUAUGCACAAGCCGAUAAACAGUAUUGAUAUCAACAGAUCAACAUUGCUUUUUGGAUGUGACAAUGAGGCUAUGUAUAUUGUAAGAAAUGUACUUAUUUAACAGUAAUGUAUGUGUGUAUAUAUAUAGUAUUUUUUAUUUUUCUUACACUUAGAAGAAAUAAAAUUAAAACCGUCAUCUUUUUAAUACUUAUUGGCAUCAUUUAUUAUGUUUUCAAAAGUACUUAUAUCGCGCUCUCGUUUUUUAGAAAAGUUUUUUUGCUGAUUUGAUUAGUUAAUUUUCUGUUAAAUUGAAAAAUAUUUUUCCUCUUUUGAGAAAUAAAAAUUUUUGAGUUGUGUUAUUUUCGAAGCAAGAGUGCGAUAUGAUUAUCAUCUAUAAGUAACAUUGAGUAAAUUAAUACUAAAAAAAACAAUUAAACUUGAAAUUAACUAACUUAUAAAAUUAAUUUAAUUAUUUUAAAACUUAUAUGAAUAAAAAAUUAAAAAUAUCAAUAUUACAUUAAACAUGAUCUUAAAAUGUAUUAUUUAUAUUAAAAUAUAAUUUUAUUCUAAAUAACGAAACGAUUAUAUAAAUUAUCAAAUUUAAUAUUUUAUUUUUAAAGCAAGUUCAUACGAAGUAAUAGUUUUUUAUGGGGGAACGUAUUCUUUUACUAUUUUUCUUUAUAUGUACAUAAGUAAAUUUUUAACUUGGAAUAAGAAUUAAUAGGUUAAAGUUUGAUAAAUCGCCACUAAUUUGUAAUACUAAUUACUUCA
This is a messenger RNA of Monomorium pharaonis (pharaoh ant), 1805 nucleotides long. RefSeq names its product nucleoporin Nup43. The coding region runs from base 109 to 1155 and encodes 348 amino acids. The transcript is spliced from 7 exons. NCBI's taxonomy places the organism in Eukaryota, Metazoa, Arthropoda, Insecta, Hymenoptera, Formicidae. Gene Ontology annotation, molecular function: protein binding. The record is from RefSeq and is a predicted model, not a curated record. Gene Ontology annotation, cellular component: nuclear pore outer ring.